UCGUGGAUGUAACCACGGCAGAUGCUACGGGGGGUAGCACUUCAUUGAUGCGAGGGGAAGGGAACAUUGCCAUCUACGGGUCGAGGUGCAAGAGACGCAAGGGUUUUACCCAGGUUCAGCCCCUCCGGAGAGUAAAAGGCCUACGUCCUGCUAGAUCUUUAUUGCUCAGUGGAGAAUUACAAUGGGGGGGGCUCAGUCGGCGGCUACGCCGAGAGCUUACAGGGGGAGAUUGGAUCUCAAGUAAGGUGUCCCCUAGGGUUUAAGCUCGGGGGUUUAUAUAAGCACCCCCGAUCUAGGGUUACAUGGAGAUAACUCCGAAUCAUAUCAGUUGCUACUAAUCCGGGAUCCGCUAUCCCCCUCUCAAGUAAUCUUCUUGUCCAGCCGUGUGGACCUCCUCCUUGGGAUCACGGCCCAGUCGCCUUAGGGCCCAGUCGCUUAGGCGACUGGCGAUCCACCCGAGCCUCUAUCUUCAUGGCGACUGGGACUGGCGACCCACCCCCUAUGGGCAUAUCCCCAUCAGUAGUCCCCAAGCGCGGUGGUGAUGAAGCGCGGAUCUGGAGCAAGUCUUGGAGAGGCGCGGUGAUGGAUCAAGAUGAGUCGCCGCCGGGCUUCCAAAGAUAAAGUCGCGGGUGCGGUGGCAGUCUUAGUCGCCAGAAUUUGAUCAGUCAGUCGGCGUGUGACAGUCGGCUCUGGCCAGUCGCCGUUUGCCAGUCGACGCGUAGUCAUCAUAGAGACACGUGGAGAGGCCAACGGCUAGAUUUCACGUUGACCGAGGCGCACACCGUUUGCAUGUUGUUGACCGUUGGGCUCGACGUGACCGCUAACGGCUAGUUUAACGGCUAUUCAGCCGGUGACGGCGCAGAUCUCGACCGUUGAUUGCGGGGCGGCGAUUCCGGGACGAUUCAACGAACAGAUUUCAUCCUCAAUCUGAGCGAGUGCGGGCGGUAUAAAGGGUCGCCCCUAGGAUUAGGGUUCAACACUCCUCCGCAUUCAUCCCCCAUCUUCUCUUCAUCUCAUCUUCAUUCCAAACUCCACACACAUCCAUGGCGGCGAAGGGUUGGGGCAAGUCGAAGGUCACGCGGGAGUCUCUCCUCCCGUACGUCGCCUCCGGGGUCAUCCCGGAGUUUAACCGAGAGCGAUGGCGGGUUCCGCCGGCGAACGAGACGGAGCCCCUCCCACGGCCCGGGGAGUUCGUGAUCUUCAUGAGCUUCCUCGAUCGCGGGUUCGCUCUCCCCACCUCCGAUUUCCUCCGGCAGUUGCUGGCCUUCUACAGCAUCAAGGUUUCCGACCUCGGGCCGCACAGCGUCCAGCAGAUUUCUCUGUUCGUGGCGCUGUGCGAAUGCUACUUGGGCUGUCCGCCCUACUUCCCGCUGUGGGUGUCCAUCUUCCAUGGGCGGGCGACUCGGGCCAGCAAGAACAGCGAAGCACUCAUCCCAAACGGGGGGAUCACCUUCCAGGUGAAGUCCGGGGAAAGCUUCAUCGACAUGGCGCUCCCCAAGAAGGCGCAGUCGCUGUGGCGUCGUUUCUGGUUCUACGCCAAGGAGUACACUCCCCCGGGCGAGGUAUGCAUUCCCCAAUACAGUCCCGAGCCGAGCGUCCCGCGGCGCCUCAAUGUCCGGUCGCUGCCGCGCGAGCAGGAGAAGGUGGUGAAGGAUAUGCGCCAAGCGAUCCAGGCGCUAAAAGAUGACGGCCUGACGGCGGUCGACAUGUACAACUGUUGGCUUGGCCGGCGGCUGAUCCCCCUGCGGUGCCGAGCUCACCCCAUGUGGGAGUACCGGGGACAGAAUGACCGCACCCGGUCGACGGCGACCGAGUGGGACGAGGGCGAGUACCGGAAGGCGCUUGCCAAGAUCACUACUGCCACCUUCACUUCCUUCGAAGACGGCUUGCAGCCCUACACCGAAGACACCCCAGCGCCUCAGCGUUGGCAGAAGAUCGCGGACCACCUCCCUCCUCUCGCCGGGAAGGAACCACCGGAGAUGACCGAGGGCGAGGAGGAAGAGGUCGACGAGGAGGAGGAGCGCACCGAGUCGGAGUCGGAGGCGCGGGACUUCAUCAGACUCCCGCGCGGGUCGAAGAGGGGUGCCGAGUCCUCGUCCCAGGGCGCGGCUGAAGAGGAGGCGACCUCUCGCCCGGAGGACAAGGCGGAGCCCUCCAAGGAAGGGGCUGAGCCGCUAUCGAAGCGACUGCGCCCCACUCUCCUGGAAGGGUCCAUGAGGCUUCAGCGUCCUUUGAAGGACGCGAUCGAUGCGGGAGCUCGGGCUGGUCCGGGCGUAAGAGCGAUUCCCACGGUGAAGUAAGU
This is a messenger RNA of Lolium perenne, 2302 nucleotides long. RefSeq lists its product as uncharacterized. Lineage: Eukaryota; Viridiplantae; Streptophyta; Magnoliopsida; Poales; Poaceae. The record is from RefSeq and is a predicted model, not a curated record.